UCCCUCCAGUCAGACGCGCCCGCUAAAGGAGAGCCAGAGGCGACGUCUCGGCGUCGACGGUGGAUGAACCUGACGAACAUGCACUCGAUUGCAUGCUUUCAAUGUUAGUUUUUGCUGCGAAUUAUUUGUUUUAGAUGUAUUGGAGUAUGAGAUACACCGAGCAAGUGGUUGAAAGAACAUGCACUAUGGCUACGGAAUCCACGGAUGAAAAAAAGAACAGACAGCUCCUCGAACAACUUUUGGACAAACCUGGGAAUGGAACCUGUGCGGAUUGUGGAGCUCCAGACCCCACCUGGGCCUCCUACACGCUGGGUGUCUUCAUCUGUCAAAGCUGUUCAGGCCUCCACCGAAACAUCACGUACAUUAGCAAACUCAAGUCGGUCCUACUGGACCCCUGGAGCGACUCUGAGGCCGAGUUCCUGGCCUCCACAGGCAACAACAAGGCGAAGGCCCGGUACGAACAGAACGUGCCCCCGUUUUACUACCGACCCACGCACACAGACUGCACGCUCUUGCGGGAACAGUGGAUCAGAGCCAGGUAUGAGAGGAACGAGUUUGCCUGCCUCGAGAGGCAGGAGCCAUACUCUUCAGGCUAUAGAGAGGGGUUACUAUGGAAACGAGGCAAAGACAACGGACAGUACCUCAGCCGAAAGUUCAUUCUGUCCGAGCGGGAAGGUGUUCUGAAGUACUACAACAAGCACGAUGCUAAGGAACCUAAGGCAGUGAUGAAAAUCAAUACCCUCAAUGCAACCUUUCAGCCAACUAAAAUCGGCAACGCCCAUGGGCUGCAGUUAACCUAUCUGAACGACAACAGCACAAGGAACAUCUUUGUUUACCAUAUGGACGGCAAGGAAAUGGUUGACUGGUUUAAUGCCAUUCGAGCAGCUCGGUUUCACUAUCUCCAAGUGGCCUAUCCUGGAGCCUCCAUCAGUGACUUGGUACCACAGCUAACACGUAACUACAUUAAGGAAGGCCACAUGGAGAAGACGGGCCCAAAGCACAAAGAGGGCUUCAAGAAGAGAUGGUUCACCUUGGAUGACAGGAGGCUAAUGUACUUCAAAGAUCCCCUGGACGCCAACGCACGAGGAGAAGUGUUCAUCGGCAGCAAGGAGAACAAUUACCUCGUUCUUCCCGGUCUCUCCUCGCCCUGCCAGGGUCUUAACUGGCGGUUUGGAGUCACCAUAGUAACGCCCGACAGGAAGUUCCUGUUUGCCUGCGAGACCGAAGCGGAGCAGAGAGACUGGCUCGCCGUCUUUCACCGGGUGGUGAACAGGCCGAUGCUUCCCCAGGAGUACGCAGUCGAGGCUCGCUUUAAACACAGAUCCUAGACGUGCCAAAGAGGUUUGCGUCGGCUGAGAAGGACAGGAGAAGACCUGACGGAUGAGAAGAGGUAACGGAUUAGGAUCACAUGAGAAGAUGAGGGGGACAUUGAAGAUGAGAACCAGAGUUGAGAAGAGAUUCGAGUGAAUCUUUAUUACUUAACAAUAGACAAACACACAAAUAUCAAUAACGUUUUAACAAUGUUCAUUUUACAUGAGUUACAUAUGAAUUGCAUUUGCACAUGCACAUAUGUAAUUAAAUCGACCCAAGAAGCACUGACCAAAUAUUGUGCAUGCCUUUGCUAUUAUUUUAUUUAUAUUUCAUUAUUGUGACGUGACCUUUACUCUUUUCAUGUCAGUCAAAUAAGGCUUUUUGUAAAUGUGUAACAAGCUAUAAAACUAUUUAUCCAGCAGAGGGAGA
Gadus macrocephalus (Pacific cod) is the source of this 1740-nucleotide messenger RNA. Its product is annotated as arf-GAP with dual PH domain-containing protein 1. The transcript is spliced from 11 exons. Gene Ontology annotation, cellular component: intracellular membrane-bounded organelle; plasma membrane. The record is from RefSeq and is a predicted model, not a curated record. Gene Ontology annotation, molecular function: GTPase activator activity; phosphatidylinositol bisphosphate binding. The coding region runs from base 135 to 1328 and encodes 397 amino acids. Lineage: Eukaryota; Metazoa; Chordata; Actinopteri; Gadiformes; Gadidae. Gene Ontology annotation, biological process: positive regulation of GTPase activity.